CAAUGCACCACUUGCUUUUUCCUCCAAAGUAUGUUAUAUUAAGUUUCGUGAAGCAUCGAGUGUUGGUGUGGCCCAGCAUCUAACUAACACGGUUUUUAUUGACAGAGCUUUGAUAGUUGUGCCCUGUGCAGAAGAUGACUAGACUGGCCAAGGCAGACCUGUUACACUUGCCUGAGUUAGGCAUUGUUUGCCAUGCCACUAAACCUGCCGCCAAGUGAAACCUUCAUGGGGGAAAUGAGAUCGAAGUCUGACCUGCUGAAGAUGGACGCCCUGUCUCUGUUUUUAUUUUAUUUUGCUUUCUUUCCUUUGUUUCUUUUAUUUUUAUUUUUAUUUUGUCCCUUUUUUGUUUUGUUCUGUUAAAUCUCUUUCCCUUGUACUUGUGAACUGGUACUUCAGUUCUGUAAAAUGAUGUUUGUAAAGGGUUCACAGUGUUUGAUUUUGAAGUUGACCUGAAGCUGCUUAUGAAUGGUGGAUGGUAUAUGGAGAAUUUAGAAUGUGAUUUGUUUUUAGUGCUUUGAAUUAAGGAUAAAUUUGAUUUGAAAUUUUUUAAGUAUCUAAAUUCAGCAGAUGAGUACAUUGUAUCAGAAGACAGGAAUAGUAUUUCAAGAUACAUUUUUCCAUAUGUUGUGCUUUAUGAGUUUAUCUUGGAAAAGGACAGUUAAAACUCUUACUUUUGGAGAAAGCAACUUUACUUUAAAGUCAUAAUAUUUCUCUGCUACUUUCCAUCAGCAGAGUGUUCUAUUUUAUGUUGCACCAGCUAUUUAAAAGAAGGCUUACUAUUUAUGUCUAACAUGAUGAGUUUAAAAGAAUUAUUUCUGAAAUUUAACUUUUAUGAAUAUUGAGUGUCAUAAAAUACUCUCUUACUUCUGAUGAAACCUUGCUCCAGUGAGGCCAGUGGUAGUAAGAUUUCAUCUUUUUUUUUAAAAUGAACUUUCAGAAAAAAACUAUUUACCACUCAUAAGUACAAAUGCAGCCUGAAGUUUCGGUUGGAGUGUGUUAUGUGAGACACCUUGUCUUUUAACACUGUUACUUGUGGGAAGAUUGAAUCAGUUCUCUUUCUGUGUGUGUGUGCGUGUGUGUAUUGCACUUUGACAUGCUCUAGUGGUGAUUAUUUCAGGAAGAUGUUUUAUAAAAAAAAUGCUAAAGUCAGAAAAAAAAGGGGUUUUCCAGUCAUCCCAGAGUUUCAGAAGCCCUGGCAGUUCAUGCUGGAGUGAUUGAUCCCUAAAAGAUAUUCUUGUGAAACAGAAGCCUUGAAAGAGAAGUGGUGGACAAAGUGGUGUGUCUAGUCCUCAAGCACUGGCUGCUCUUCCCAGCUAGCUGCACUGGGAUCUCUUGGUUUCACUCCUUUCACCAGACUCUGCACUGCAGCUGGGAAGAGCUGUGAUUUGUGAUCUUUGUUGGAUUUGGCUGUUACAGUUUUAAUUGCCAGUAGAUGCAAUCUCUUUAUUGCUAAAUCCACUAAGAUUCAUGAGUUGGUCUAAUAGAAAUUAUUUUAUUUCUAAUCAUACAUGUUCCACUGAUGUAAAAUUGCAGGAAAAUUAUUACUUUUUUCAAUGUUUCAAGUAGACUGUGAACUCUUCACUGUUUUUAAAACAAGCAAACUUGUUGCCAGGAGCACUUUUGGAUGUGAGUGUUAACUCUGUAGGUUCACUAUGAAGAGUUGGAAAUUCUUUUGAGCACUUGAGGAAUAAAAAUACUGUCAUUAGUACUUGUUUGAUGCACAUGAUUCUGUUUAGUCUUCAGCAAAGGGUUCUAGUGUGGGUUAGGUUGUCUAGGGCUCUUUAGACUAAUGGUACAAAAAUGUAGCAGUCACAACCGUGCCUUUAAGUAGUGGUGUGACAAUGUACAUUUGCUUCCAUCUUCUUUUGCAAAGGGGACAAUCAAUAAAUGAUCAUAGAACCUUAGUUUACUAAGCAGAAGAGCUUCUAAGAAAUCUGUCUAAGGAUGUGAUAUAGAUAUGGCAUAAUUAUUUUGACUGCUCCCGCAUUAGAAAAUAAAUAUCAUUACCUCAUUCUUAUUCAGAUUUUAAAUACUGUGUUCUAAAAAUGAAAGUAUUCUUUUUGAACUAAAUUAUCCUAAACUGUUGUGUCAUAACCUGCAUAUUUUGAUGUAUUCAGUGGGCUUUUAUUUCCUUUACAUAUACAAUCACAGAAGUAAAGCUGCAAAAUUUAAAGCUUUUAACUCAUGAAGUUAUUUGGACUCACAUGUUAAUUUGUUUUUCAAAACUAUUUAAAGAAUAUGAAGGUAGAUACUCAAUAUACUGCAGAUUUAUUUUUGUUUUUCCACAACAGUGAUCUGUAGAAUUAUUUUAAAACUUGACUUGGACUUAAAAACUGGAAAAGUUACUCUGAAGAGACAGUGUCAUUGAAUAUACAGGCAAAUUUUCAGGGUUCUGUCUGUAGAAAUAGACCCUUUCUCAUUCUUGAAAACAAAAUAAAUGAAUCUUUCUUUGUGGUGUGGGACUGACCAACUUGAUUUUUGUAUUUAAAAUAGAACUUUACAUUGUUGAAAGACCAACAUAUUCUGGAAAUAAUGCUGCAAACUUUACAAUUUGCAUAUGCAUGCUGUUCAUUCUGUGAGCUGCUAUAGUGGUGAACUUACAUGAAAUGUUCAGUGGAUUUCUUGAAUAAUGAAACAAUGUUUCAGCAAGUUAAUUAUUUCAGUUAUUUCAGUGCCAUGAGCCAUAUACUUAAAGUUUAGGCUUCUAAUGAAGUCACUUUGUGAACUUGAGUCAUUGUCUGUCUUAGUUAUAUGUGCCUAACUGAGCUCCCAUUUAAAAGGGCUAAAUGCCUAAGCAUUUUAUAAGUUUACCUGUUUACGUGUGUAUUGAAUUGGCUGUAUGUAAGUGCAUACUUAAAUUAGGCAUAUACUUAUGUACAGUACUGACCAAGGAUCUCAGUUAGCAUGCAGGCACACCACUGUCAGAGCUAUUUCUACCAUUGGAUUUAAUUGUGCCAUGUCUCUUGAUCCAUCAAAACCUGCAUGAGUAGCUGUUUAAUUGCAAGAUGCCUACUGUUCAGGAUAAGUUUUGGUUCAUUACUCAUUUGAAAAAACUUAAUACUUUGAUUUUCAGAAGCACUGGUGCAUAAUUCUGUGCCUAAUUUGCAUGCACAUCUGCUGGAACUGUGUAUUUAAAGGCCUGUUAGUAGGCCUACAUAUUAGGCAGGGUACACAAUGUACCUGAUACUUUUGAGCAGUCAGGCAAAUCAGGUACACUUCUUAUUGCAUGCCCGACUUCAAAAUGAGAUCUAUUAAAGAGUGCCGAACAUUGUGAUAGUGGCUUAGAUUUGUGCAUGUUUUUAAAAAAGUUUUGGAAGUCAUUAUUGCUCAGUUAACUCCUAAGCGCUAAAUUUUUCCUAUUUUUCUCUCUUAGUUAGCAAGUUCGAGUGGUUUCUUAUAUGUUAAGUUGCAAGGUGUCUCAAAAUUUAACAUAAAUAAAAUAAAUGUAAAUAGGAAGCAUGGAAAAAAAUGGGUACUGUUAUUUUAUCUGUUCUGCUCCACCCAUUCUACAUAUAAAUUAAGUUUCCUUUAGAUUUGUUUUGUCAUUCAGUCAUAUUGAGCUGACUCAAGCUGACUUUCCCGCAGAUCUGUAGAGCAGUGAUGCAGCCAACACGAACGGUUGUCAUGUGUAAAACAACUUUCGAUCACCGCGAAAACACCGCCCUGGGAAAGCGUCCAUGCUUGAUAUCGUUUGGUUCAUGAACGUUAAGUUUCCAGUACAGGUAAAAUCCCAGAUGAAGCCAAAGCCCUGUCUCUAUUGGCGCCUGCUCCUACUAUGACAAGUCUGAUGCCUGGUGCAGGGUUGCUUCCUAUACCUACACCAACUCCCUUGACUACACUUGGUGUUUCACUUGGUACUUUAGGGGCAAUACCAGCAGCAGCAUUGGAUCCUAACAUUACAGCACUGGGAGAAAUACCACAACCACCAAUUAUGGGAAAUGUGGAUCCAUCCAAAAUUGAUGAAAUCAGGAGAACAGUCUAUGUUGGAAACUUGAAUUCCCAGACUACAACAGCAGAUCAGCUGCUUGAAUUCUUUAAGCAAGUUGGAGAAGUCAAAUUUGUGCGAAUGGCAGGUGAUGAGACACAACCAACACGAUUUGCUUUUGUGGAAUUUGCAGACCAAAAUUCUGUACCUCGAGCUCUUGCCUUUAAUGGAGUUAUGUUUGGAGACCGGCCACUGAAGAUAAAUCACUCCAAUAAUGCAAUAGUGAAGCCUCCUGAAAUGACACCACAAGCUGCUGCCAAGGAGCUAGAAGAAGUGAUGAAGAGAGUAAGGGAAGCCCAGUCUUUUAUAUCUGCUGCUAUUGAGCCAGAGUCUGGAAAGAGCAGUGAAAGAAAAGGCGGUCGAUCUCGUUCCCAUUCUCGUUCAGAAUCCAGGUCUAGCUCAAAAUCCCGCUCUAGAAGGAAAAGAUCACACUCAAAACACAGAAGUAGAUCUGGCAACAGAUCUCUCUCAAGACACAAGGACAGACGCAGAUCCCGAAGUCCUCUGAAAAAACGGUCUAGAUCUACAGAAAGACGGAAAUCAAGAAGUCGCUCUCGUUCUCGGGACAAGAAAAGAGACAAAGAAAAGAUCAAAGAAAAAGAAAAGGCCAAAGAAAAAGAGAAAGACAGAGACCGAGACAAGGAGAAGGAUAGGGAUCGAGAUAAAGACAGGGAAAGAGAGCGAGAUAAAGAGAGAAAUAGAGAGAAGGACAAGGAGAGAGAUAAAGAGCGAAGCAAAGAUAGAGAGAGAGCCCGAGACAAAGACAGGGACAAGGAUAAAGAUAGGGACAAGGAAAAGGAAAAAGAUAAAGAUAAGGAAAAAGACAAGGAAGAGGUAGAUCAUAACAAAGAAAAAGAAGAUACUGAGAAAGAAGGAGAGAAGGACAGAGAGAAGAUUAAGGACAAGGAGGGAGAUAAGGAUAAAGGAGGGGACAAAGAAAAGGACAGAGACAAAGAAAAGGAAAAAGAUGGGGAUAAGGAGAAGGAGCGAGAAAAAGAGAGAGAUGAUAAAAAGAAGAAAGAUAAGAGAUCCAGAACACCCCCAAGAAGCUAUAGCUCUUCAAGAAGAUCUCGUAGCUCCAGCAGAGAAAGGCGUAAAAGGAAGAGCAGAAGUCCUUCCAAAUCUCCUAAAACAUCAAAAACAGCAAAAAGAAAGUCUUCACGAACUCCUUCUCCAAGAAGAAACAAGAAAGAAAAAAAAAGAGAAAGAGAUACAAAUAAUGAAAGGAGAGAAAGAGAACGCUCCACUUCCAAGAAAAAAAGUAGUAAAGAAAAAGAGGGAAAGGAGAAAUCUGACAAAAGCACCACUACUUUGAAGGACAAAGAUAACAAUAAAGAAGAUCAGAAUUCAGAAACUGACAAGGAAGUAGACAAUAGAGAUACGCAAAGGACAGAUGAAGUCAAGCUACAACAGAACGGGAAUUGUCAACCAAACGAGGAAAAUCUCUCAGUUAAAAUGGAAGAGGUUUAAAGAAUGGACUUCUUAUUCAACUAAGGAACGAAAUCCAAAGCAUUUUAUUUCCCAGAAUGAGGAAGAAAAUGUCAAAGCAAUCAACCUGAACGUGUUGAUAGUACUAGUAGCUCCUCCAGUUCAUGUGAUAGCUUUGUUGUCUUCUUGCUGUAAAGCAAGAGCACAGACCUGUAGUUAAUACCAUGAAAAGGCAGAUGCCAUCAGAACUAUUCAUCUCUGAAAAUCCAUGCAUUUCCAUGAUGGCUGUACUUGUAAAAUGAUUUAUGUUAAGUUUUGCUAUAAGCUGUUACAAAUAACUAGAAACUGAAAGAUGUAAACCUGUACUUCCCAAAAAAAGCUGAAGAUAUGCAUUGAAGGUUGUUUAAAAUACUGCUUGUUGAUGACUUUUGUAUUGUUUUGCCCUGUAGGUUAAAAAAUCCACAAAAACUUUAAUGUGUGCUGUUUGAUGUGCUUGAAAAUGGUGCAUAAAUAUACACACUUCCUUUCCUUGUAAAUGACAUCUGUAGGGAAAGGGGGUUUAAGCAUAAACAUGGUUUUACUGUUCUUAUGUUAAAUACUCACAGAUUAGUAUGUUUUUCAUUUGCUCACUGCUCGAGAUUCUUCGGGUUUAUUAUUUAAAAUAAUUUCUUACUAAUAUCUCUGAAAUUAAUAUUUCUUUUAUAGUAUUUGAACAAUGCAUGCGCUUUUUCUGUUCCUAGAAGGAACAUUGCCAUGUUAUAGAUACUAGGUUAGCUUACAGGGUUAUUUUGGGGUUGUUUUGUUCUGUUGUUUUCAUUGUCCGUAGAGAAGUGAGCACAUCUAUAUGAUGAUACCAGAACUUACAGCUUUGUUUUGCAAUGUACUGCAGUGUGUCUGUUCAGCUGAAAAUAGUACAGGUGCCAUUAAGAAAAUAAAUUUUUCCUUUUUGUUAAAAAAAUAUGGGAGCACAAGCAGAAGCUUUAGUGCCUUCUUAAAAUGUGGUAUUUUCUAGAAAUGUAUAUGUGCUGUUACACAUUUUUAGCUAAAUCUUAUAUGAUCUCUCUUGCUACUUUGCCACCACCAUACUGUAGACAAAAAUGCAAGUGAUUUGCCAGAAUGAUUGUUUGAUUCACUUGUUAAAAUAGUGAAGCUCCAUUUUACUUUUAUUUUUUAUUCUUGGAAGAGAUUUAUAAAUAAGAGAAGAGAUGUAAUUUGGGGACCAUCACUGUACAAAAGUAGUAGCUGAAUACAAAGUGUGCUCUGAUCGCCUGCAUCAAAGAAAGCUCUUAAGACAUAUACUAGACAUUUGGAUGGCCUUAAUUCUUACCUCUCUGUUAUUUUCUCUGAUACCUGUUGGGCAAUACAAAAGGAAUGGCGUGCAAAGAAAUGGGGGAUAAAUAAUUUGAGGAAGAAAGUUCUAAUUUUCGCAGGGCUUACUUAGUAGAGAUUCUUCUAUCAUUUUUUUUGUGGAGAAAGCAUGCAAGAAGAGAAUCACAAAACAAGUGGCUUUGUCUUGGCAAAACAUAGCUUUUGUUCGUUGAAGUAAUUUAAUCGGUUAUAUGAGACUUCUGAUAAGUUAUGCUUUUAAGACAUAAUUAUAGCUAAAAUCACAUAGAUUAUUUUUACUACAACUUAAUGCAAUCAAAUUAUUAAUUGCCUUACCUCAUGGGAAGUGUCAUUUCUUUCAGUUAAAAUAAAAAACUAAGUGUAUUGGCUAUUUGCUUUCUACUUGUUUUACUUUUCCUCUGCAUAGUUAGUUUUUUCAGUGGAAGGGAAGCAUAUUACAGGGAAUGAAAACUUUGCCCAGCUCCUAAGGUAGUGAAAUCCAAUUUGAUUGUGAAGCUGCUUAAUCACUCCUCAUUUUCUAGAAGAUUUAAUGUUCUUGCCACUGUGUACAUUUCAGACAACAGAAAAUGCUUUACCAUGUAAAGUAUAGAACAGCCAUUUUUGUGAUGUUUAAGCCACAUGCUGUUGGCUGGUAAACAGCUAAUUCUGAUAAAAGAAUAAAAAAUUGUAUGCUUACAGGAAGACUGUGAAAGAUUGUGUCUUGCAACAACAGCUGUCUUAUUUAUGAUGUGUAAGUAGCAUAGAGCAAAGAGAUUGUUUGUAUACUUGUUAUCUUUGGUACCAUUUCACUAAUAAAGUAAGUAUUUUAGAGGGA
Molecule: messenger RNA, 7574 nt
Organism: Onychostruthus taczanowskii (white-rumped snowfinch)
Lineage: Eukaryota; Metazoa; Chordata; Aves; Passeriformes; Passeridae
Gene: SREK1
Product: splicing regulatory glutamic acid and lysine rich protein 1
Exons: 13
Coding region: 3776-5455 (559 amino acids)
Cellular component (GO): nucleoplasm
Molecular function (GO): RNA binding
Source: RefSeq, a predicted model, not a curated record